UCCCUCUCAGGUUGAUGUCUCGAUCAUGGCUUGUUAGAGCAAUUCCGGUGGAAAGGAGUUGGUCGGCCUUGGCAAUGUUGACAAUGUAAACAUCGAGGCUUUCGGAUCGGCCCAGCAUUGGCGCUUGCGGAUAGCGACUUCGCUUCUGUUCCAGCCAUCAUCACUUCACCAAGCAUCUCGAUUCACGCCCAACCCUCGCCUCCGCGCCCGAGUCACGAAGUGCACGCGUGCUUACUGGAGGUGGAAAAUACGAUGCUAUCGCCAAGUGCAUAAGUGCGCGCCCGCCUUCCGCAUCCACCGUCCGCCCACACCGCAGUCCCACCCUCUCCCCUUCCGCUCCUUCGCGUUCCCACACCUUCCCACCGCCAUGGACGACACGAUCUCCGACGUGUCAAGCGCGCUCUCGUCGCCGCCUUCCAGUGUACCUUCGUCGCCUCUCAGCUCAUGUGUAAGCUCGCCCGAACCGCCGGACUUCCUCCGGCUGGCAAACAUGGUGCGCGCACACAGCAAGCCGCCUUAUCCUUCUCCGCCCGCAUCGCAACAAACUUCGUUGACUGGGUCGCCUACGCCUGACGGUAUGGACAGUAAUCUCAACACAGACACCGAUGGGCCGCCGCCGAAGAAGAGGCGGCGUAUAUAUAGAGAUCCGAAAGAGCGCACCACCGAGUAUCUGGACUUGCGGUCUGGGGCGGUAUCGUUCGAGCAGCAAGAGCAUCUGGACCGUGUUCUUAAUGUGCUGCACAAGCGACAGAAGAUUGUCGUCAUCGCCGGUGCUGGCAUGUCCAAGUCGGCAGGGAUACCUGACUUCCGCUCUAAAAACGGGCUCUUCAGCAGCCUGAAGAAGGAACAUAACCUCAAAGGCUCGGGGCAACACCUCUUCGACGCGUCAGUAUACAAAGAUGACGCGUCGACCAAGCAGUUUCACCAGAUGAUCACGCAAAUGUCGCGUUUGGUGAAAGACGCGAAACCAACGCCUUUCCAUCAUAUGCUUGCCACUAUUGCCAAAGAGGAACGGCUACUUCGGCUGUACUCGCAAAACGUCGAUUGUCUUGAAACCAACAUGGAGCCGCUUCGGACGCGCAUACCGCUUACCAAAGAUGCUAACGGCAAGUGGCCACGUACGCUGCAGCUCCACGGCGGACUCGACAAAAUGGUUUGCACGAAGUGUCACGAAAUCUAUGAUUUGGACCCGGAGUUGUUCGACACGUCGGACGCGCCACUAUGCUCCGAGUGCGAGAAGGUUAACAGCAUCCGCACCUCUUUCGAGGGCAAGCGGAGUCACGGUAUCGGCCGCUUACGGCCGCGAAUGGUCUUGUACCACGAAGACGGGCCAGACAACGUUGCCAUUGGAACGGUUACGGCUGCGGACCUGAAGCGGAAGCCGGAUGCUGUGCUUGUGGUUGGCACUACGCUUAAGGUGAAGGGUUUGCAGAGAAUCGUGAUGGAGAUGUGCAAGACUGUCCGCGACCGCAAGGAUGGUGGACUCGCGAUUUGGAUCAAUCCGGAGCUACCACCGACUACUGGAGGCUUUCGAGAUUUGUUUGAUAUCAUUGUGCAGGGAACGUGCGAUGAGGUGGCGAAUCGCGCUGCUAUGCCGAGAUGGGACGAACCUGCUGUUCCUGACGACUAUAGAGAAGUCAGUGAGAGGCAGGCUGACAGCGCUGCUGCGAUGCAAGCCGAGGUGUUCAUACCAAGAUGUCAGCUGACAGAGGCCAUCGCUACGGAGCUGACAUCAAACUGGCAUCUGAACAACAGCUUCCGCCCACCAAAUAUACCCAACGCCUUCCCAGCCGAAGAAGAUCUGGAACGCCGCCGCCCACGGCCCGGAGACUGGAGUCCGAUCUCUAGCCGCGGCUCGUCCGUACUUUCCAGCAUCGAACUGUCGGCCUACGACAGUGAUAGCAUCACCGUCUCCCCCAAUGGCUUGCUCACACCUUCAAAGUCCCGGCGUACAACACCGACAAGCCCGACCAAAAGCAAACAGCCAAAGGCCCGCAAAAGCAUCGCCGAUAUGCUCAAGGACAACGGCAAGACGAAGAAAGCGGUUGUCAAGAGCGGCAAGCCUUCUAUUGCGGCGAAGACGAAGAAGAGUAGCGUGAAGUACGUCAAGAAAGCACUCUCGAAGCUCACCACCAAAGUUACCAGCGUCACCAAACUCAAGCCCCAGGCUUCCGGCAAGGUCACAAACCAUUUCACGCAAUCGAAAGCGUCGGCGGUAUCGGCCAAGGACGCCGCGGCGAAGGAUAAGCUCACGAAGCCUUUCAAGACGCCUAGCAAGACUCCGAGUAAGUUGCGUCAGGUCUCGAAUGUUUCGGCGGCGCAUGAGCCUAUGUCUCCGCUUUCGGAGCAGGACGCGAGGGUUAACAAGUCGCCCGUGAAGGUUAGGGAGGCUGUUUUCCCGGGGUUGGUGACUGCAAGGGUAGGAGCGGGUGGGAAGAGGAAACGUGGACCUGUCUGAGGCUGUGCGUUUGGCGGGUAGAGUACUUUGGUUCUGUCCUUGAUUCUGUCCUUGAGGAAGCGGUGUCCGAGCAUUGAGAAGCGUUGUUGUGACUUGGUUGGGAGUCGAGGAGAGCUAGCACGCGAUGUGGCAGUGUUGACUGGCGUUUCGCAACGCUGUUACUUGCCUUAUUAGCCAUACGACACCGCCCCAACCCGAGCCUAAGCUGUUACAGUGAGGCAACCCUGUAUCAUCACUCUCCCAG
Baudoinia panamericana UAMH 10762 is the source of this 2702-nucleotide messenger RNA. RefSeq lists its product as uncharacterized. NCBI's taxonomy places the organism in Eukaryota, Fungi, Ascomycota, Dothideomycetes, Mycosphaerellales, Teratosphaeriaceae. The record is from RefSeq and is a predicted model, not a curated record. Gene Ontology annotation, biological process: regulation of DNA repair; replication-born double-strand break repair via sister chromatid exchange; pericentric heterochromatin formation. Bases 368 to 2458 code for a protein of 696 amino acids. Gene Ontology annotation, cellular component: mating-type region heterochromatin. Gene Ontology annotation, molecular function: histone deacetylase activity, NAD-dependent; NAD+ binding. The transcript is spliced from 2 exons.